This is a messenger RNA of Elaeis guineensis (African oil palm), 4347 nucleotides long. Its product is annotated as alpha,alpha-trehalose-phosphate synthase [UDP-forming] 1. The record is from RefSeq and is a predicted model, not a curated record. Gene Ontology annotation, cellular component: cytosol. Gene Ontology annotation, molecular function: alpha,alpha-trehalose-phosphate synthase (UDP-forming) activity; trehalose-phosphatase activity. Lineage: Eukaryota; Viridiplantae; Streptophyta; Magnoliopsida; Arecales; Arecaceae. Gene Ontology annotation, biological process: trehalose biosynthetic process.
UUAUAUAAGGACUCAAGGGGUGGGGGAGGAGAGAGAUGGGGAGCGGAGAAGGACAGCGCGUCCUCGGGUCUCGCUAUCGCCGCUCCGCUGGACGGAUAGCGAUCGGUGGCGUUAUCCCAGCUUUCCACACGCUGAUGGGCCGGGGCGCUGUUCGAAUGCAGGGGAGCGGCGCCGCGGGUAGUUAAGCCGGUGUACAAAGGUUGCCUCCGGGCCGCCGGCCGAGCACAUGCUGGGGAACAAGUACAACAGCCGCAACCCCACCAGGGUCGAGCGGCUGGUGUGGGACCGGGAACAGCGGAAGUCCAACCGGGCCUCCCACCAGAACGAUGCCGGCCGCAGCAGCGAUGGUGGCGGCGGUGAUGAUGAUGCUGGGAGCUGCGGGAGGGAGCCCAGAGUGUUGCAGCGGGAGGCCGAGGAAGCAAGGGAGGUGAACUGCGAGCGCAGCGCCGUCUCCAAUGGAGAGGUGGUGGAUGCUGGCUUGGCGGUGGGCAAGACGGCCGGGAAGGGAUGCAAGAGGUCUAAUGGGAAGGCCAUGAAGCAGAGGCUGCUGGUCGUGGCUAAUAGGCUGCCGGUGUCGGCGGUCAGACGUGGUGAGGACUCAUGGUCGCUGGAGAUCAGUGCUGGUGGGCUGGUCAGUGCUCUUCUUGGUGUGAAGGAUGUUGAUGCAAAAUGGAUUGGAUGGGCUGGCGUAAAUGUGCCAGAUGAAGUGGGACAAAGGGCACUAACAAAAGCUUUGGAUGAGAAGAGAUGCAUUCCAGUAUUUCUUGAUGAAGAAAUUGUACAUCAGUACUAUAACGGCUACUGCAACAAUAUCUUGUGGCCACUCUUUCACUAUCUUGGGCUUCCUCAAGAAGAUCGGCUUGCAACAACUCGCAGCUUCCAGUCCCAGUUUGAUGCUUACAAACGGGCGAACCAGAUGUUUGCUGAUGUCGUGAACCAGCAUUAUCAAGAGGGAGAUGUUGUUUGGUGCCAUGAUUACCAUUUAAUGUUCCUUCCUAAAUGCCUCAAGGAGUACAACAGCAGUAUGAAAGUUGGUUGGUUUCUUCACACGCCGUUCCCUUCCUCAGAAAUUCACAGGACCCUGCCAUCCCGCUCGGAGCUGUUGAGAUCUGUUCUUGCAGCUGAUCUAGUCGGUUUUCACACAUAUGAUUAUGCAAGGCACUUUGUAAGUGCCUGCACUCGUAUUCUUGGACUUGAGGGAACACCAGAAGGGGUGGAAGAUCAAGGAAGGCUGACUCGAGUGGCAGCGUUUCCUAUUGGGAUAGACUCUGACCGGUUUAAACGAGCACUUGAGCUUCCAGCAGUCAAAGAACACAUCAAUGAAUUGACACAGAGAUUUGCUGGCCGGAAGGUAAUGCUGGGUGUAGAUCGUCUUGACAUGAUUAAAGGGAUUCCACAAAAGAUUUUGGCCUUUGAAAAGUUCCUCGAGGAAAAUCCAACAUGGCGUGAUAAAGUAGUGUUGCUGCAAAUUGCAGUGCCAACGAGAACCGAUGUUCCUGAAUAUCAGAAGCUUACCAGCCAGGUUCAUGAAAUUGUUGGACGGAUAAAUGGCCGCUUUGGGACACUAACUGCUGUUCCCAUACACCAUCUGGACCGUUCUCUUGACUUUCAUGCAUUAUGUGCCUUGUAUGCUGUCACUGAUGUGGCACUUGUAACAUCACUGAGAGAUGGGAUGAAUCUUGUAAGCUAUGAGUUUGUGGCAUGCCAGGGUGAAAAGAAAGGCGUUCUUAUAUUAAGUGAAUUUGCAGGGGCAGCCCAAUCUCUAGGAGCUGGUGCCCUCCUGGUAAAUCCUUGGAACAUCACAGAAGUUGCUGCCUCGAUAGGGUAUGCAUUGAAUAUGCCUGCUGACGAGAGAGAAAAGCGGCAUAGACACAACUUUGCGCAUGUGACUACACACACUGCCCAAGAUUGGGCAGAAACUUUUGUAAGUGAACUAAAUGAUACAGUUGUUGAAGCUCAACUUAGAACAAGACAAGUUCCACCUCUACUUCCUACCCAGAUAGCAAUGGAACGAUAUUUGCAGUCCAAGAAUCGAUUGCUCAUCUUGGGCUUCAAUGCAACAUUGACAGAACCAAUUGAAUCUUGUGGAAGAAGAGGUGGAGACCAAAUCAAAGAGAUGGAGCUUAAAUUGCACCCAGAUUUGAAAGUCCCUUUGACAAUUCUUUGUAAUGAUAAACAGACAACUGUUGUUGUUCUCAGUGGAAGCGACAGAAGUGUCCUAGACGAUAAUUUUGGAGAGUACAGUAUGUGGCUGGCAGCAGAAAAUGGGAUGUUUUUGCGCCUUACAGGUGGAGAAUGGAUGACAACAAUGCCAGAGCAUCUAAAUAUGGAUUGGGUUGACAGUGUAAAGCAUGUUUUUGAGUAUUUCACUGAGAGAACGCCUAGGUCUCAUUUUGAACAUCGUGAGACAUCACUUGUAUGGAAUUACAAGUAUGCAGAUGUUGAAUUUGGAAGGCUUCAGGCAAGGGAUAUGCUGCAGCAUUUAUGGACAGGCCCGAUUUCUAAUGCAGCUGUUGAUGUUGUCCAAGGUAGCCGGUCAGUCGAGGUUCGUUCUGUUGGAGUCACCAAGGGUGCUGCAAUAGAUCGUAUAUUGGGAGAAAUAGUUCAUAGCAAAAGCAUGGUCACGCCCAUUGAUUACGUGUUAUGUAUUGGUCACUUUCUUGGAAAGGAUGAGGACAUCUAUACCUUCUUUGAGCCAGAACUUCCAUCUGAACCUGUAAAUUCCUCAAGAUCAAAAUCAAACGAUAGCAAUAAGCAGUCAAAUGACUGUAACAAGCCAUCUCCAGACAAGAGGCCUGCAGAAAGGCCACCAAACAGCUACAAGAACAGCUCAAGGACUUCCACUCAUAGGAGUCAAAGGACUCUUCUAAGAUCUGAAAGGAGAAUGCCAACAAAUCACAACUCCUCGGUUGGAUGGCGAUCUCCUCAAGAGAACAUGUCAUGGCGUGAGGGAUCGUCAGUGCUUGAUCUCAAGGGAGACAACUACUUCUCAUGUGCGGUUGGUCGGAAGCGGUCAAAUGCAAGGUAUCUGCUUAACUCAUCUGAUGAUGUGGUCUCCUUCCUUAAGGAGUUGGCAGCCACAGCUAGUCAAGGGGGUCCCUCAGUGUUUAACCCAAACCAUGCUGGUCAGAUGUCAUCAAGUUGGGAGUAGCUUCUAGCUGAAACAGUUGGUAGAAGGAAAGGUUAAUCUCUCUGGUCUCAUGAGACAAUGUCCGAUUCAUUUACAGAGACGGGGUUUUUUUAACUGUCUAACUGGGCUCAAAGGUUGAUUAAUUCAUAGAAAAAUGUGUACAUGAUCUUCAUAGGCGCUACUUCAUAAAUGAUCUUAUAUAAAGUAGUUCUACAUAUUAUUGUGCCAUCAAAGACCCACUGAUAUAGGCAUGUGAUGGAAUGAAAGCCCAAUGUGUGUAUGCCCCUUAUGCCAAAGCUGGUGGCUCAAUCAUGUAUUGUGCACAUUUACAUAUCUAAGAGUUGCUUUCAGAACAAGGCGGUUUUUCUGAAUGGAUGUUUAUUUGAGACUUACAGGCAUAUUGAGUCUUAUUUCUGAUAAUUUCAAUAUUCAGGAUAUACUAUAGUGAAUGCCCCACGUUACUUGUAUCAUAGUGUGAGAGACCACAAUCCAAGUUUUAAUCACCUGAAAGUAGUUCUACAUCUUGUUGUGCCAUCAAAGACCCACCGAUGUAGGCAUGUGAUGGAAUGAAAGCUCAAUGUGUUCUGCACGUUAUGCCAAAGCUGGUAGCUCAACCAUGUAUUCUGCACAUUUACAUGUCCAAGAAUAGCUUUCAGAACCAGUGGUUUUUUGGAACGGAUGUUUAUUUGAGACUUACAGGCGUAUUGAGUCUUAUUUCUGAUAAUUUCAGUAUUCAGGGUGAACUAUAGUGGACGCCCCAUCUUACUUGUCUCACAGUGUGAGAGACCACGAUCCAAGUUCUAAUCACCAGUGGACAGUAUUGGCUGACGAAAUUGUUGGUGUUUGUUGGUUUUCUUUCAUAAUAAUCUCAGAUCUGCCUAGAGUUCGAGAAAAUAGUAGAAGAAUACUGUAUAGCAGUGAAGCUGGGAAAUGAUACGAAUGUAUGGUUGUUGUAUGAAGAUUUUGUAGUAAAACUGGUUGUAGUAACCAUACUAUAUUGUGCUGUUUUGAUGCUAAUUGAUGGCUCGCUGUUCCAUUCAUCCCACAAUGUGGGUAAUCUGAUGGUGAAGCUGGAUUCCCUAAGUUCUUUUAGAAUUUUGAUGGGAGGAGGGUUCUGUAUCAAAAAUCGUGUAAUACAGGGGUCUUAUUUUUAGAUUGCGUGUGAAUAUUCUGCAAAUGAGUUUUUCUUUUCUGAGUAAAAUAUGUUAUUUUCAAUA